Molecule: messenger RNA, 2407 nt
Organism: Oncorhynchus kisutch (coho salmon)
Lineage: Eukaryota; Metazoa; Chordata; Actinopteri; Salmoniformes; Salmonidae
Product: protein rapunzel
Exons: 3
Coding region: 271-1455 (394 amino acids)
Source: RefSeq, a predicted model, not a curated record
UCUCUCUCUCUCUCUCUGUCUGUCUCUCUCUCUCUCUAUCUCUCUCUCUCUCUCUCUCCCCCUCUCUACCUCCCCCCUCACUCUCUUUGUCUCUACGUAUAAACCUGCAGAUAUUAAAUGCGUGGCGAUGAAUCCUGCUCUCUUUUUGGACCUCUCCUCAACAUCACAGUGAAAAGAGAGCUGUGGGAAAACUGAAGAAAAAAAAAUCUGCAAAACUGCAGCUGUUGGGGCUGAUCGGGCGUGAAGGACAAGUCGAGCCAUUACCAGAGCAUGGCAAGUCCCCUGGAGAAGGUGGUGGCCCAGAAGAAAGAGGCCAUCGAGGCUGUGAUGGAGAGUUUCGAGCGAGGGGCGGAGGUGUUGGCCAGUGCAGUAGGUGAGCUCUUCCCUCUCUGUGUGGCAGCCGCACCUGUCCUACGACUAGCCCUGGACAACGUGCAGAGCAAAGAGGUCUUCUAUGUCAAAGAGCAGUUCCUGGCCGUGAGGAACAAGCUGGACGUACUGUCCACCCAGCUAGAGGACAUUGAUUGUGAGAUUAAGAAGGGUCGGCUGGAUUCCCAGUACUUCUCGGUGGAGGAGAACAUCAGGAACCAGUUUCGGAAAUACAUGGACAUUCUGGAGGCCAAGCCACAGUUUCAGGAGGUCAAGAAGAGACUGUUUCUGGAGCACUUCUCCAAGACCGGAGGGGAGAAGAACCUGUAUGUGCUGUAUGAUGCUCUGAUGGGCACCAACAGCUUUGGGGAGUCCAUCUUGGAGGUGGUGGAGAGGUAUGAGGCGAGGAACAGACGCCUACUGGAGGACUUCUGUGUGAGGAUGAAGGAGCUCUUCUGCCUGGGCCUGAUUGCCCUGCUGGGCCACUGUGCCCUCACCAAGGGCCCCGAUGAGGAGCAGGAAACCAUCCAGGUCUGGAGCAGAGAAAUCGAGAGAGUGGAAUUAAAGAUGAAGGCAUGCAUUGAGGCCUGCGUAGCAGCCUUCCCUGAACAGGCCUGCCUUGACGCCCAGCGUCUUCUCCAGGAAAAAGAGGAACGGAAUCUUCAGGACACGGCUCAGGAAGUACAGGAAUUUCUCACCAGGAAGUACGACUGGGUGAGCUGGUCGGUCCGAGUGGUCAACCACUCUGGCAGCAGCUAUCGGAACUGGCGUGCCGGGGACCACUUCCAACACAUGGCCGGUCAGAACUGGUUUGAGGUGCUGCAGGUGAACGAUACCAACCUGGUGGUUUCCUACAGCACCAGUCCCCAACCAGUGCCCCGCGACUGCAUCCGGCAACUGAUGGAGGGGCCGGGGAAGAAGGGUGAUGCCCAGGCCGUGGUGGGGGUCCUAGAGAAGCAGCUGGCAGGGUUUGUGGUGCAUGCUGUCAGUCACCAUAAGGAGAGUGAGGCCACCUGGAGCUUCCCUGAGGACUGCCACUACUGGGAGAGGCACAAGAACGUGGCGCUGUGCAUACACUCGGAGUGAUGCUGAUAGAGGUGCAACAAGUCAGACAAAUAGGGACCAUUAUGUAAUCAACCUGAAGGGUUAUUCUAAAUUCUGAAUUGACCGACUCAAAGAGGAUGUGUGGGAAAUGGUGGUAAAUGGUGAUGAGGUUUUGUGAAUACGCCAUGCAGUUUGUCUUAGCCAUUACAUAAUACUAUGCACUGUGUAUAGCAAGUAGCUUUGGUGGCAAUUAGAUUCACUGUAUAGAAAUCUGAAUCUUUUGCUAAUUGGAGGCAGUGUUACAAUAGUCCAGUGUUUGCAGAGUACUUAAUGAACUGUAUAUGCAUUUUAUUAUAAGUGACAAACCCCUACCAUAACUUAUGACCACAUUUUACUCAAUACUCUCUCAUAGUUAAAUAGCUUAACUCAAUGCAUUACCCUACUGCCAAUAGGAAUAACCUUGCUGCCCACAAUUCCACAGAGAUGAUUUUGCUGAGAUUGCAACUGCUGAGCUGUGCUCUCAUUUUGUCUCUCUACGACACAGGCUGGCCUACAUUACAAUGAAAGAGAGCAUGGAAGCUAUUUUGCCAUCCGUGAAAACAACUUGGCAGUGUUCUCUACUGUGCCUUGUCUUCACAACACACUCAAACCCUUGCUUCUGAACCCAUAGCAGGCAUGCUGCAGUAGCAGAACUUUAAUGGUAUUACCCCCCGAGCUGUGCCUAUUUGUGAACAGAUUACUUAUGCCAGUUGUUACAGCAUGUAUGUGAAGUGAUGUUUAAUUGACUCAUCUUUCUAAUUCCUACUAAUUCAGUCAUAAUAAAAACAACAUCCGAAUUCUAAAUAUGUCAUUAUGCUUUGUGACAAUAAUCGGCAACACAUCAGCUGUUAUUAGAUGUAUACUGUGUAUGUGUGUCUUGCCUGUCUUGUGUAAACAUGUUGACGUCUAUUGCCAUUAAAGCAAGCUAGUGCACCCGCACUCACCGGGGCCCCUA